GCAGUGAUUCCCGGGGUGGGGUUCAUUCCCGAGCGGUGGGUCAGUGUCGGGGUGGGGGUCAUUCCCAGGCGCUGAAUUCCCGGGCUGGGGGUCAUUCCCAGGCGGUGAUUCCCGGGGUGGGGGCCAUUCCCGAGCGGUGGGUCAUUCCCAAGGCCGGCUGUGGGUUGCAGAGCUCCCGUCCGUGGGGCCGAACAGGCGCACCCUCCCCAUGCGGGCAGGAGCCGGAGCUGGGCCAUGAGCAACGCCACGGCCCCCACAGCCCCGGGCGCCGCGGGGGACUCGCUGGUGGGCUCCGUGCUGGGGCCCUUCCUCCUCCUUACCCUCCUCGGCGCCCUCCUGGCCGCGGUGAUGUAUGUGAAGAAGAAGCGCAGGUCCGACCGGCUCCGGCACCGGCUGCUGCCCAUGUACAGCUACGACCCGGCCGAGGAGCCGCCCGAGUCGGAGCAGGAGCUACUGGUGGAGGCUGAGGAGGCUCAGGUGGUGCCCGGCUGGGGGGGACCCUCACCCCCUCGUCCCCCGCGCAGGGACUGGAGGGCCUGACUCUGCCUGGAGCACCGGGACCGGAUCCUGCCCGCGGGAGGGGAGGGACGAUGCUGUCAGCACUGGUACCAUCAGCCAGGACAUGCCCGCGGUGGUGCCACAAUUCCACAGCCACCCCCACCUGAGCACUGACCAGGACCAGACAUCUCCCACCUCAGUGCCUGGUUUUCCUUUUUUUUCUCUUUUUAAUUUUUUCUUUCCUUUUCUUGGACUGCUCCAGCAGCCCCUUGGAAAGCUCCGGGAGGGCCCACUGGGGCUGGCAGGGAGCAGCAGGCUCUGCCGGCACAGGAUGCCUGGGGGAAGACAGGGUAAAUAAACGUGUUUCUGCCUUGGCCCCAAGGCUCAGUGUGGGGCUGGGGGUUCCCAGCCUGGGGGGAAGCAGGGCUUUGCCUGUUUGUGUUUCCAUCGGCAGCUUAUCCCCAUGGAUGGAUGGUGGCCGUCACCAGCAGGGAUGUCCCUGUGGAGGAGAUGCCCUUGGAAGAGCCACCCCUGCCCAACCCCUCCGGGGCCCGGGACAGGCGUCACAAACUUCCAUAAAAUGUUUUAUUCAAGUAACUGCAAAUAGGAACCCAAAAGGUCGUUAACAGUGAACCAAAAAAAACCCCAAACCAAACCCCGAUUCUCUCCCGCCGGGGCCGCCCAGCACCGACCUCCGUUCCCGCUGCAGCCGUCGUGCCGGAGCAGAGGGGCAGGGGGAGCAUCCCAUGGUCCCCCCACCCCUCUGCCCUGCCAGCCUCGAUCCCUUGAAGCAGCAGAGCAAACUAG
Poecile atricapillus (Black-capped chickadee) is the source of this 1305-nucleotide messenger RNA. It is a transcript of the gene SMIM29, whose product is annotated as small integral membrane protein 29. The coding region runs from base 235 to 540 and encodes 101 amino acids. The record is from RefSeq and is a predicted model, not a curated record. The transcript has 4 exons. Lineage: Eukaryota; Metazoa; Chordata; Aves; Passeriformes; Paridae.